GCGAGAGAGCAGCGAAGAAGAGGAAGACGUUGUGGCAGUGGUACUGAAAGAUUGAUUCGAUUGGCGAUUGGCUGCCCGCAGAGUUUCCUUAAACGACCAGACGACGCAGAAAUUAAAACUCCGGCCACCAUGGCAGCGACAUUGCGAAGAUUCCAUGGCUUGAGAUUGCUGAAAUCCGCGCCAGCACUCAGCCUGCAGCAGGCGAAGAACCUCUCCUCCGCCGGCAGCUGGGCCAGUGGCAACAAGAAGCUGAUCGGCGCCUUGGGAGCAAUCACCGGCGGAGUGGGCGCCCUUAUCUACGCCCUGGAGCAGUCCGUGCAGGCAUCUGGCGGCGAGGUGCACUCCCCCGCGCAACUCUGGAACCACAAGGGCCUCUUCGACGCUUUGGACCACCAGAGCGUUCGUCGCGGCUACGAGGUGUACAAGCAGGUGUGCUCCGCCUGCCACUCGAUGCAAUACAUUGCCUACCGCAAUCUGGUUGGUGUCACCCACACCGAAGCCGAGGCUAAGGCUGAAGCCGAGCAGAUCACGGUCAAGGACGGUCCCGAUGAUACCGGCAACUACUACACUCGUCCUGGCAAGCUGUCGGACUACUUCCCAUCGCCGUAUCCCAACGAGGAGGCGGCCCGUGCUGCCAACAACGGUGCUUAUCCUCCGGAUCUGAGCUACAUCGUGUCGGCCCGCAAGGGCGGAGAGGAUUACAUCUUCUCGCUGCUCACGGGCUACCAUGAUGCUCCUGCCGGAGUGGUGCUGCGCGAGGGUCAGUACUUCAACCCGUACUUCCCGGGCGGUGCCAUUUCCAUGGCGCAGGUUUUGUACAACGAGGUCAUCGAGUACGAGGACGGCACACCGCCGACGCAGAGCCAGCUGGCCAAGGACGUGGCCACUUUCCUGAAGUGGACUUCCGAGCCGGAGCACGACGAUCGCAAGCAGCUGCUGAUCAAGGUGAUUGGCAUCCUUGGCUUCCUGACCGUCAUCUCGUAUUACAUUAAGCGGCACAAGUGGUCGUCGCUCAAGUCGCGGAAGAUUGUGUUCGUGCCCAAGGAGAAGUAGAAUGUUUGAAUUUGAUUUUGAUGGUGUGAAGAAAUGCAGUGUUAUCGCGGCUUUACCGACUAAUAAAGAUAAAUCAAUUUUAAGCAAAAACCAAAACCACACACAAGUGAACAAGCAACAUCCGCAACCACCAAGUCAAUGUUCUCUCCGCUGAAAAAUAUAAACACAAAUACUAUCCCAAUAUGCGAGAGCCAGCCAACCAAACGAUUCAAAAUAAAACUAAAUAGCUAAAUCUAAAACAUCCUUGGUAACCUACUGAUGGUAACCAAACAAAGAUCGGAUCGGAAGAUUCAAUGAGCGGGGGAUUGAGGCUACAAAGACUACAGGAGCCUAGCGAAAUGAUUGAUGGAUAAUGUGACAUUGAUUGUGUAUAGAAUCGAUAAAUCAAUUAUGUAUUUAAAACAAUAAACAAUUGACAAAUAAACGGAAAUGAUGGUUGGUUGGAAAAUCAUUUCUAGGCGGGACAUC
Drosophila melanogaster (fruit fly) is the source of this 1521-nucleotide messenger RNA. RefSeq names its product cytochrome c1 (gene Cyt-c1). Gene Ontology annotation, cellular component: mitochondrial inner membrane; membrane. The coding region runs from base 130 to 1053 and encodes 307 amino acids. Gene Ontology annotation, biological process: proton transmembrane transport. NCBI's taxonomy places the organism in Eukaryota, Metazoa, Arthropoda, Insecta, Diptera, Drosophilidae. The transcript has 6 exons. Gene Ontology annotation, molecular function: heme binding; electron transfer activity. The record is from RefSeq and is marked reviewed.